AUGACAAGGGAGGAGAUACUGCGAACUGGCAACGAGUUGAUCAAAACCUUGCCGGGGUACGAUUUAUUCUCGUACAACUGCACCUGGCUCCGGCACAACCUCUUUCUCCGCAUCAAGUACGACGGCUCAGCGGAACAGAAAAACCCCUUCCUCCGCCGUAGCUCUUUGGCGUCUCAGCUCCCAUACUAUGGCUUCUUGUCUCUGAUCACCAGGUACAUCUAUGCUCUUGCCCCCGCCAAUGAUGAGUCCUCUUCGUUCUGGCAGAAUCCUGCAUCCGGUCUCUUCUGGUUCGUCUUUGAACUCAUGAUGCUCUCCAUGGAGGCCCGUGCAGUCGUUGUCUGGUCAUCUACAGUCCUUUGUCGAGUAUACCGAUCUCGAAUGAUUGUGCCCAUAGCGAUCGGGAUUCUAUUGUUACAGCACGCCUAUCAGCAUCUCAAUGAUGGCAAAUUGUUCUCCCCGUACUCAAGGUUAGCUCAAAUAUUCGGCGACAACAUCAGCGCUGCGAUGGCUCUGAUCUGUUACACAUUGGUGCCGAUCGCCAUAGCGUGUAUGCUGGCAACACCCCUGCUUCUGAUGUGCUGUGAUUUAGACAUGACACAGGAGAGGUUUGAAGUUGUCACCGAUGAAGAUGACCACAACAAUGGGAUUCACCAUCGUCAUCGCCCUCAUACAGAGACGGGACCAACAGCGGCCACUAACCCUACGCACGUAACCGUCAGAAUCACAUCAGAGUAUGGGGAACGCCUCUCAGGGGAGGCGAGUAAGCCCGGCAUGAUGAGCCAUGGCGAGUUCUUCAUGUAUGAAGGGGACAGACCCGAGUCAAUGAGGCUGAAUAUUAGUUUCAUCUUCACGACGGCUUAUAUGUUGCUGAUGAUGGUAGUCGCCUAG
Clonostachys rhizophaga is the source of this 888-nucleotide messenger RNA. NCBI's taxonomy places the organism in Eukaryota, Fungi, Ascomycota, Sordariomycetes, Hypocreales, Bionectriaceae. The record is from the annotation of a GenBank genome assembly.